AUGGCUCACUCAUCAGUACUAAACCUCACCGCGUUCGGCCUGCUACUCUGCAGAUGUCUAACUCUCGCUUCAGCACUCCCCGAAGAUUGUGCUUCGACCUACCAACAUACCGAGCCAUAUCAACGUCUCUACCAAAACCUGGACGCCCUCAACGGCUCCAACUUUCCCGAUCCUUGCAUUAUCGAAGUCGACAACAAGAACUACCUCUUCAGCACCAAUGACAAACUAUCUCCCACCCCGCUCCGCGUGCCCAUGACCAGCAGUCCGGACUUCAACGAUCCGUCAAGCUGGUCCGAGAGAACGGAUGCCUUUCCCGAGACCAACGUGCCAGCUUUCGGCAGCAAUGGCUGGGCAUCACCUGGAUCAAUAUGGGCACCAAGUGUCCUCCAAAUGGACAACGACUUUAUCAUGUACUAUGCCGCAGCUCUGCAAAGCAACCCUCCCAGCUCCAACAUCCACUGCAUCGGCGUCGCCCGCAGUCCGAACGUCACAGGUCCCUACAACGAUACUUCCCUCGAGCCGUGGAUCUGUCCCGAGUCGCAAGGUGGUGCGGUCGAUGUUGCCGGCUUCCUCGAUCCAUGUUCAGGCAACCGCUACAUCGUGUACAAAGUCGAUGGACCCAUGAUCAACAAUGGAGGGCACUGCGCCUCCAACGCCACACGUCCGAUCUUGUUCCCUCUCGCACAGCAGAAUACCUCCCUCAUGCUGCAGCAGACUGGAAGCGACGGACAUACGCUCAUUGGCCCGGCGGUGCAGUUAUGGGACCAGAUGGGAGAGGACGACAGGUGGCAAGUGGAAGGACCGAGUAUUCGCUACUCGGAGGAUGGGACGCAUUUUCUGUUCUUCAGUAGCGGAUGCUAUAACGACAAUAGCUAUACUGUGAGCUAUGUGACCAGUGUGGAUGGCAUCGCAGGACCGUAUGGAGACAGGCAGAUUUUGUUGCGAACUUGCGAACUGGAGAUUUUGGACUGUAUGGGCCGGGUGGAGUGGAUAUUGCGGUGGAUGCAGUUCUGGGCAAUGCUUGGAACGGAGUCUCUCGGGUUGCACAAGCGGCGCAUGAGCAAGGCGGGCAGCCUGCCAGCUACCACAAUCGCUUCGUCCACGUUCCGCAGCUUUACCGCUUCUUGCAACCGCACAAACUACCAGAAGAAAGGGUCAAGAACUGGAAAGCUGCAAAAGAUUCCAACUAAACCAGCAGCUACGGACGCCGAGGUGCUAAAGGACAUCCGCUGCCCGAUCAACACCAAAAGUCUGGAAUACCUGAGGUACCCGACCUUUAUCAAAAAGCUCCAGAGAGAGAAUCCUGGAGCCGUGCUCACCGAAGAGCAAGCCGGCAGAGCGCUGGCAACGUUCAUUACCAGAGGGAUGCCCAAAAGUGACGAACUCUUCGUGCUGUCCAUUCUUCAAGGCAAGAAGAAGACGGGACCGAGCAGAAACGAGGAGUUCCGGCAUGUCAAGAGGCUGCAAGUGGAGGCUGAGAAAUAUUGGGCUCAACGCGGUGAAAAAGAUGAAGGGCAGAGUGACGAUCAGUCCGUGACCGCCAACAUGCAAUCACUCCGCUACGCCGUCCAUGCCACAGGCCGUCCUUCAGCUGUCCCGGUUCCCUCAUGCCGCAGCUUCGCUUUGUCGUCUGCUUACGGACUACCCCAGAAGCCGCGGGCGAAACGCGGAGUAUCAAAGACACCGGCGACCAAAACAGAGAAUGCAGACCUCAUGAGAGGCAUACACUGCCCGGAGAUUCCCGGAAAAGGCCUGGAGUACGUGACAUUCUCCACCUUCAUGAAGAAGCUCCAGAAGGACCAUCCCGGUGUCAACUUCACAAAAGAACAAGUCGACCUGUUGUUGGCGAAAUUCGUGACCAAAGCCGUACCUGCGGCUUUCGCUGGCCAUGUUCAGUCUGUGUUACAGGGCAAAAAACCGCGGAAGAAUCCAGGUCGCAAGAGCGAAAUGCAACAUGUCCCAAGAUUGCAAGCGGAGUCUGAAAGAUACUGGAACCAGCGCGACAAGGACGAUCGAGGGCGGAGUGACCAUCAGUGA
Zymoseptoria tritici IPO323 is the source of this 2037-nucleotide messenger RNA. RefSeq lists its product as uncharacterized. Gene Ontology annotation, biological process: carbohydrate metabolic process. Bases 1 to 2037 code for a protein of 678 amino acids. The transcript has 4 exons. NCBI's taxonomy places the organism in Eukaryota, Fungi, Ascomycota, Dothideomycetes, Mycosphaerellales, Mycosphaerellaceae. The record is from RefSeq and is a predicted model, not a curated record. Gene Ontology annotation, molecular function: hydrolase activity, hydrolyzing O-glycosyl compounds.